Messenger RNA from Syngnathus typhle (broad-nosed pipefish), 2352 nucleotides. RefSeq names its product enkurin domain containing 1 (gene enkd1). Gene Ontology annotation, cellular component: cytoplasmic microtubule. Lineage: Eukaryota; Metazoa; Chordata; Actinopteri; Syngnathiformes; Syngnathidae. The record is from RefSeq and is a predicted model, not a curated record. The transcript has 8 exons. Bases 784 to 1833 code for a protein of 349 amino acids.
GUGCUGUAUAAACAUUUAUUGAAUUCUACUGUAUUUUAUACAUCAUUUGUCAAGUAGGGGAUUAUAAUUGUUAUUAUUAAUCAAUAUUUCAUUCUUUUUUAUUCGUUCGAAAAGGCUUAUAAGAAACGAAAACAAUCCAAUUCCGCACAGUGACGUAAAAUAAUCUCUGUGAUGUCAUUUUUACUAAAUAAUGACUUCAUAUGCUAUCCAUGACGUCAUUAAAAAAAUCCAACUUCUGCGUUAUUUAAAGUAUUUCAACUAAAAUGUUAUUGUGUUCAAUGAGAAAUAGCAUGGAUGCUCUAUUUCCCAUUUUGAUUUUUCGGUUCUUUUUUAUCUGCGUGGAUUCCGAUCUUCACCGCUGGAGGGCAGCAGUGAGUUAAUUUCUAUAACGAGAAUACACAACAUAUUAAAUGCUGCCAAGUUCCAACAAAUUGAGUCCAAAAUACCGAUGAAUAAGUCUAACGUAUUGUAACUAUAGCUGGAGGACUUAUAUGACGCAAUUAAUAAGGAACUCGCAGACAACCAUUAGUGCCAAACAAACAGCUGCAAAACAAGACACAUAUUUAAAGCAAGUCACAUCUCAUCCUACUUACUGAGUUUUUGCUCAACAUUAUUUGCGUGAUUAAUACAAACCUCGGUGAAUACAAACUCCUUGCUUUUGUUUCUUUUAUAGCCCUUCGUACAGCGAAGCCGUUGCCAUGGUGAUAAGACUAACCAACGUCAUCAAGCUGCGUGGCUCACGUUAAUCCUGCGCUCGACAAUAACAUUGCGUACAGGUCUUCAAUGUGCGAAGGGCCAUCAUCAAUAUGUGGACCAAUCCCACCAGACCCAUCGCUAUUUCCCCAGUACUACCAAAGACCUGCUUCAGCACUGGGGCGCUUAGAGGGAAACAAACAUGGUACAUCGACCCUGUUGCCGGGGCCUCUUGCUCCAGAUCCUGUUCUGCACCCUGACUACUACAACAACUGCGCUUCUGCACGACGUCCACGCAUCAACGCCAACGCUUCCCACAUUUGGGAGCGAGGGCAAAGAGGCGUCAUAAGGGAACUCCUGAAAGUCGAAUGUUUUCCUACCACGGAGAUAAGCAAACCAAAAAUGCGGGAGUUAAACUUUCACAAAGACAACGUGCGGCGACUUCGGGAAAUCCAGAAACGUUGCAAAGUGGAAGCUGAGAGGGCUCGUUCCGUUCCGGUCAAAGCUCUGUGGACUUCAACUAAAUACCGCAAUGUCCAAUCCAAAUUCAUGGUUGAUUUACAGGUUACCAGUCCAGCUGUGAAACCAGAGUGUCAAAACUUUCUAAAGGGUCACUCCAAAAAUAAAGUACCACCAAGACCACAGUCCACCCCUGCUGCUGGGACCUUGCAUCACUCUCACACUGCUAAACAGGACAAGAAUUUGCAAGUGAAAGGCCAGAUCAUCGAUUUCAUCAAGUACAACGCACGGGCUGCAAGACAGACGAUGCAAAGGUCCCAAUCGCUGACAAACCUCCAGGACAAAACGGUGCCCAGCGCUAUCAAGGGCCAGGUGCCUCACUACAUAGAGGAGAGGAAGAAGCAGUGUCUUAAAGAGGAGGAGGAGGAGAGGAGGAAGAAACUUAUUCCACCUGUUCCUGUUGGUCACACCUUAAUGGCUGACAGCGAAAGGCAGCAAACUCUGAAGACACUGCAAGAGCGCCAUCACACCCUGGUGACGGAGCUGCUGUUGCUUCCUCUCAAAGCAGACAAUCUGAGCGUUCGCUCGCGCCGCGCUCGUCUCGAUAAUAGACUUUCAGAGUUGGAGGAAGCCAUCAAAAUCUUUUCCAGAGAUAAAGUUUACGUCAAAACAAAUUCCUAACGCCUAAAGAGAACAUCCGCUUGUUGAUUUUGACUUGACUGUUAAAUUAUGCCACAUUACACUGGAUCCUGUAAGCUAUAGUAUAAUGAUAGGGUUUGAAAAGUGUAUCCUUUUUUUUAAUCCUAAAAUGUGGCAAAUUAUGUCCGUCACAGAAGGACAAAAAUAUCCAUAUUGGUACUGGAUCUUAUGAUCUUGUUGAGAGUAAUGCAAUCUCAUAUAUUUAAAGAAUGACUACUGCAAACAUUUGUGGUAAAUAUUGUAUAGCCAUUAGGUUAAUCUAAGACUAAUUAAAUUCUAACAAUACUGUUGCUAAACUUCUUUCAUUUUCAUUUGUCUUACGUGAAUAUUUAUUUGAUAAAGAGCUAGUUAUAGUAUUGUGGACUCGUAUGGUGGCUGAGCUCUUCAGAUCAUGAAAGGUUACAAAUUGGAAAAAAAAACAGUUUAAUUUCAAUUUGAAAUUUUUUUCUUUAUUUUCUACGAAGAUUUUUAUCAGCAAUAAACUGUUGUUCACUUUGUAUC